Molecule: messenger RNA, 732 nt
Organism: Antrostomus carolinensis (chuck-will's-widow)
Lineage: Eukaryota; Metazoa; Chordata; Aves; Caprimulgiformes; Caprimulgidae
Product: mast cell protease 1A
Exons: 5
Coding region: 1-732 (243 amino acids)
Biological process (GO): proteolysis
Molecular function (GO): serine-type endopeptidase activity
Source: RefSeq, a predicted model, not a curated record
AUGUGCCAGCCCCAGCCGCUGCUGACCCUGCUGCUCCUGCUUUCCUGCCCGUGGGCCAACGCCAGUGCUCUACGGGGUCAGAUUGUGGGGGGCCACGAGGCUCAGCCCCACUCCCACCCUUACAUGGCAUACCUGAAGGUAGGGAUGUUCGCCUGCGGAGGCUUCCUGGUGGCCCCUGACUGGGUGAUGACAGCUGCACACUGCAUGGGGAAUGCCACAGUCAUCUUGGGGGCUCACAACAUCCACGAACCAGAAACAACCCAGCAGAUCCGGGGAGUUCUCAGAUACCACCAGCACCCUGAAUACGACCCUGACACCGUGUCUAAUGACAUCAUGCUGCUCAAGCUGACAGCGAAGGCCACUCUCAAUGACUAUGUCAAGACCAUUCCACUGCCCAAGACCAGCAGCGACCUCCCCACAGGCACCAAGUGCAGCAUAGCUGGGUGGGGCCUGAUUGAUGACGACCAGGUGACCAACAAGCUCUUUGAAACCAAAGUCUCCAUCUACAGCCGCAGGAAAUGCAUCCGCUUCUAUCCGCAUCUCAACACCGGCAUGGUCUGUGCUGGCAGCUUCCAUGAGCUCAGGGAUUCCAGCCAGGGAGAUUCUGGUGGGCCCCUGGUAUGCAAUAAGGUGGCACAAGGCAUCGUUUCCUUUGGGUACAACAACCCACCCGGGGUCUACACUCGCAUCUCCAACUACCUGCGGUGGAUCAAAAAAAUAAUGAAGAAAUAG